Messenger RNA from Nyctereutes procyonoides (raccoon dog), 1422 nucleotides. RefSeq names its product zinc finger and SCAN domain-containing protein 5B-like. Bases 1 to 1422 code for a protein of 473 amino acids. Gene Ontology annotation, molecular function: DNA-binding transcription factor activity, RNA polymerase II-specific; RNA polymerase II cis-regulatory region sequence-specific DNA binding. The transcript is spliced from 4 exons. The record is from RefSeq and is a predicted model, not a curated record. Gene Ontology annotation, biological process: regulation of transcription by RNA polymerase II. Lineage: Eukaryota; Metazoa; Chordata; Mammalia; Carnivora; Canidae.
AUGUCUACAGACCAGGCAUUUUCAGAGGGUCAGGGUCAUGAGAAACCCCCAGGCACCCCUAGGUCAGAGCAAGACUGCAACUCUGAGAUGUGGCAUGUGAGCUUCAGAGCGUUCACCAGCUCGGAGAAGUCGGACCCCGUGGAGGAACUGAGGAGGCUCUGUGAGCUCUGCUACCUGUGGCUGAGGCCAGAUAUCCACACCAAGGAGCAGAUUCUGGACACGCUGGUGAUGGAGCAGUUUAUGAUCUCCAUGCCACAGGAGAUUCAGGCCCUAGUCAAGGAAAGUGGUGUGCGGAGCUGCAAAGACCUGCAGGACCUGCUGAGAAGCAAUCAGACCCCCAAGAAAUGGACCAUAGUCACCUUACAAGGACAGGAAUUUCUUGUGCAAAAUUCAGAUGCUCAGAUGGCCGAAGCUGAGGCCAGUGACAGUGACACAGACCUUGUGACAGAUUUGUCCAAGAAGCCCCAAUCCUCUGUAAGUGAGAUACAUCCAGAGGACAGCCAGAAAGUCAGAGAGCUGCAGACUCUGCCUGGAAUCAGUGAACUUUCAAGACAGCAGGGACAGAAUGUUCUCCUGCCCGAGACCAUUCCUGGAAAAGGUGUACUGGAGGGUCUGAGACCCAAGGAGAACUUGGAGAAGAAUCUGGAAGAUCUGGAAGAGACAAUACUGAAAUCCCAAGAGCCUCAGCUUCUGAAGGGUCAUGAUUCCAUGAGGGCAGAGGAUGAGAAGAAUCUCCAGGAAGGAAUCUGUGUUACAAAUAUGGAUGCUGACAUGCCUUCCACCCACAUUUCAGAGAGAGUAAUUUCUACUCAGAGUAGGAAAAGAAGAGAUUCUCAGAAAAGUCCAAGAAAUCCCAAAAGAAGAAAACAGAAGAACACCUCCGUUUCCCAAAAUGUGUCUCAAGAAGGGACCACAUAUUUGGACAAAGGAGAAUCCUCGGGACAACCAGCAUCAAACUCAGUUCAUCCUGUGGUGGAAAAAGUCACGGAAUCAAUGCCAAAUGCAUGCAGCAUAUGUAAGAAAAGAUUUCGUUAUAAAUCUCAGUUUUACAUUCACUGGAGGACACACACAGGAGAGAGGCCUUUUAAAUGUGAUAUCUGUUCUGGGGGUUUCAUGCAGCCUUCAGACCUCCGAGUCCACCAGCGAAUCCACACAGGUGAGAAGCCAUACUCUUGUGACCUCUGCCUCAAGACGUUCACUCAUGAUUCCACCCUUCGGAGUCACAGGAGAGUCCACACUAAGGAGAGGCCUUACCCAUGUGAAGACUGUGGGAAAGCUUUUAGCCACAAAGGAAACCUCAACGUUCACCGACGUACCCACUCCGGAAUAAAACCCUAUAUGUGCCAGGAGUGCAACUGUGCCUUUCGUCAGCUGGGAACUUUUAAACGCCACCAAAAAACACAUGCAAAAGUGAAUUCCUGA